Molecule: messenger RNA, 2660 nt
Organism: Gastrolobium bilobum
Lineage: Eukaryota; Viridiplantae; Streptophyta; Magnoliopsida; Fabales; Fabaceae
Product: BEL1-like homeodomain protein 9
Exons: 4
Coding region: 388-2286 (632 amino acids)
Biological process (GO): regulation of transcription by RNA polymerase II
Molecular function (GO): DNA-binding transcription factor activity, RNA polymerase II-specific; RNA polymerase II cis-regulatory region sequence-specific DNA binding
Source: RefSeq, a predicted model, not a curated record
AAGACCCAUCAGUGUAGUAAGAGAAAGAAAAUAUUAAAGUCAUCAUUUUUUUUGAACAUGAGUUUUGUGAGAGUUUGUGUAUUUCAGAUGCGUGAAUUGUAGUGAAACCAAAACCAAAACCAAAACCAAACCCAUAUCUCAAUUUUCAAUCACAAUCAAUUCACGUAUCUCUUUGAUAUAUAGAUAAACUUUGAACACUUUGUCUUGUCACACUUAGUUUGCAGCAUCAGAAUAACAUCACUACAAUUAUACCCUUUUCUUUCAUCGUCACUUCCCUUCUUCCAUUAGUACUAUAUACUCUUCUCUCUUACUUCAGUUACUUCUUCUUCUGCUUAAAAGCUUCGUUAUUUUUUAGCUUUUUUUUUGUGUGUGUGUUUUUUUGUUUCUAUGGCUGAGGGUUUUGAGGGUUACCAUGUCCCACAACAAAGUAGAAGAGAUAAGCUAAGAGUUGUUGUGGCUCAGAACCAACAUGGUCUUGUUGAAACAUCUUCUACACUCCCUCUUAGUUGUGCAACUUUGCUUCCUUUGUAUGACCCUUCACUCAUUUCUUCUGAUUUGUUAACGUGUGCUAAUCAACAUGGUCACAGCUUCCUCAACAACCAAGCUUCGAAACAGAACUUGGGUAGUUGUGUUGUGAAAGAAGAAGGUUCAAAUUUGAUGAUGGGGUUUGGAGGGGUUAUGAAUGGUUCUUCUUCUUCUUCUUCUUCUAAUGUAUCUUCUGUUUCUCACCAUGGUUACUUGGAUCCAGAAUCUUCUUUGCCUUUGAACCCGAGUACAAUUCAAGUUAUUAGCAGCAGCAACAACAACAAUAACAACAACAACAACCCUUUUUUCUACCACACACAGAGCCUGCAGAACUUUCGAGAGUUUGAUCAGAGCUAUAAUGGUAGUGAAAUCAUGGUGUUCAAGCCUGAGCCAUUGUCUUUGUCUCUGUCAUCACAUAACAGUGCUUCACAACAGGGUAAUCUUCCUCUGGAGCUGAAUCUUCAGCGAUAUGGGUCUGUGAUUUAUGGUGAUAAGGUUAGUGGUGGUGGUGGUGGUGUGAUUCCGGGUUUGGUUGGAGGAGUUAGUGCUUCUGCCUCGAAUGAAGUUUCGAGGUGUUCAGUGCCACUGGGGCCAUUUACUUGUUAUGCUUCGAUAUUGAAGGGAUCGAGGUUCUUGAAGCCUGCACAACAAUUAUUGGAAGAGCUAUGUGAUGUUGGGGGUCGUGGAAUUUGUGUUGAGAAGAUGGUGGUUGAUGCAUCGUUGAUGGAGCCUCCUCCUGAGAGCUUAAGUGAAGAUCCACUUGGGGAUGAGGGUGAGGGUAUCAAAAAGUCAAGGCUAUUAACUAUGCUUGAUGAGGUUUACAGGAGGUACAGGCAAUACUAUCAACAGAUGCUUGCGGUAGUAACAUCAUUUGAGUAUGUCUCAGACCUGAGCAAUGCAGCUCCCUAUGCAAGUUUGGCUUUAAAAGCCAUGUCUAAACAUUUUAGAUGCUUGAAGAAUGCAAUUACUGACCAACUUCAGUUCACCAAUAAGGCUCAUUUUCACAUAAGCAACAGGAAGGAUGAAUCUCCAAGGUUUGGCAACAGUGAUAGAGGCCCUUACAACCAAAGGUCAGGGUUUUUUGAGCACCAACCUGUUUGGAGACCACAGAGAGGACUCCCUGAGCGUGCCGUGACUGUUCUCAGAGCAUGGUUGUUUGAGCACUUUCUGCACCCCUAUCCCACGGAUACCGACAAGCUAAUGUUGGCUAAACAAACUGGUCUAUCUCGUAGCCAGGUGUCUAAUUGGUUUAUUAAUGCUAGAGUAAGGCUCUGGAAACCAAUGGUGGAAGAAAUACACAUGCUAGAAACACGGCAAGUUCAAAAGAAUUCACAGAAGGAAGAACAUUGUAGGAACAAAUUAAGUGAUCAUUUACCUUCAGAUAGCUCUCUUGUUUCUGAGAAUCCAUCUACUUCCACAGAUAAAUUUCAGGAUACCCCUUUUAAGCGCGCUAUAAAUGAACUUCCUAAUAUACACGUUAGGAGUCAGGAACAACUGAAUCUGCCUUGCACAGGAAAUCAGCCAGUGGGUGUUGGAGUGAGCAUGGGUGGUGCAAGCAGUAGUGUGUCACUGACACUAGGCCUUUAUCAAAAUCAUGGGAUUGGUUUAGCUGAACCCUUUCCCUUGAGUGCUGCUCAGCGUUUUGGACUUGCACUUGAAAACAAUAAUGAAGGUUAUGUUAUGAGUGGUUUUGAAUCACAAAAUAGGCAUUUUGGAAGAGAUGUUAUUGGAGGACAACUAUUGCAUGACUUUGUAGGGUGAAAAUCUUCAACCUAAAAUAACUUGCAUGGACUUUGAUUUGAUUGGGGUGAUAUGUACUAACCAUGUUUCAUGUUGUGCUUUCUUUCAUGAACCAUCAGAAAUUAGGAAGAAAGAAGGGUGAUUAAAAUAUUACCCUUUUAUUGUGAUGCUAGUGUUACCUUCAUUUGAGCCCACACAUGUAUGAAGGCUGUAAAAUUAUUGCAUAAAUUCAUUUGAAGGGGAAAAAAAAUGUUGUGUCAUAGGCUGACUCAUUUAUCCGCAGGGAGUAAAUUCCAAUGUUCUGGCCUUUUGAGCAGUUUGUAAGUUUUUCAUUUUUAUGGAUUUCAAUUUGUAAUAGUUAUAUCUUGUACAACCAUGUUGUUCAAGUUAUAUUG